AUAAAAAAAGAAAAAGGAAAAAAAAACCCCAAAGCCACAAGGGUUCUUCCAUUGUUUCUCUUCUCUCAUUCUUCUCUGCAAUUCCUUUUCAUUCAACCUUCCACAAAAUUACACCAAAAAAAAAGUGAAGUAAAAGUAAUUUCAAAAUUCCUUAUCAUCUUCUCCAAUCAAGGUAUCGCUAUCCAUCGGUUGAAUUUCUACAAAAAUCGAAGAAAUCGUAGAGAAGAAGAGGAACAAUUGAGAGAGUUUUUGUUUUUCGCCAUGGGAGAUAGUAACAGAGAAGCGUUGAUUAGCAGAAAAUCGAGCGUAUUCAAGCGUUCAGCCUCUCACGCUCACGAUGAAUUACAAAGCUUCAGAUCUUACCUCCGGUGGAUGUGCGUAGAUCAAUCUGACAUUUGGACGGCUGGAUUGUCAUGGUCGAUGUUCUUCCUUUUCGCUAUAAUCGUUCCAGCGACUUCACAUUUCGUUCUGGCUUGUUCUUCAUGUGAUAGCAAUCACGCUAGGCCGUUUGAUCGCGUUGUUCAAUUGUCGCUUAGUAGUCUGGCGACGGUUUCUUUCCUCUGUCUUUCAGGUUUCAUCAGGAGGUAUGGACUUAGGAGAUUCUUGUUCUUCGAUAAACUCUGCGAUGAAAGCGAAACUGUGAGAACAGGAUAUACGAACAAGUUCAAUAGAUCACUUCGAGUACUAUCAACAUUCGUGAUCCCAUGCUUCGCAGCAGAGAGCGCAUACAAAAUCUGGUGGUACGCAUCGGGGGCUUCACAGAUCCCAUUCCUUGGUAAUGUCAUAGUGAGCGACGUAGUAGCAUGUGCCAUGGAGCUUCUAUCCUGGCUCUACAGAACCACCAUCAUAUUCCUUGUUUGCAUCCUCUUCCGUCUCAUCUGCGACCUCCAGAUCCUCCGCCUCCAGGACUUCGCCACCGUCUUCCAGGUCGACUCCGACGUCGCCUCCGUCCUCUCCGAGCAUUUGAGAAUCCGACGCCAUCUCCGAAUCAUUAGCCACCGUUACCGCGCCUUCAUAUUGGGAUCCCUCGUCCUCGUCACCGGUAGCCAGUUUACUUCGCUGCUUAUUACUACUAAAUCCUCUUCCAACCUCAAUAUCUACAUUGCUGGAGAACUUGCGCUAUGUUCCAUGACGCUUCUUACUAGUCUUAUGAUACUAUUACGGAGUGCUACAAAAAUCACCCACAAAGCGCAAUCAGUGACGUCGCUUGCUGCCAAGUGGCAUGUGUGUGCGACGUUGGAUUCUUUCGACGUCACCGACGGCGAGACGCCCAUGGCCUCCACCAUACAGCAGGUUUUUCCGGCGACCCACGAAGGCGGAGAUGAAUCGGAAGGUUGCGACGAAGAAGAUGAUUUAGACAACACCAAGCUGAUCCCAGCCUACGCUUACAGCACAAUCUCCUUCCAAAAGAGACAGGCAUUAGUGACGUAUUUCGAGAAUAACAGAGCUGGGAUAACGAUAUACGGGUUUACCCUGGAUAGGACUACACUCCACACCAUCUUUGGAAUUGAGUUAUCCUUGGUUCUUUGGCUGCUUGGCAAAACCAUUGGUUUUUCUUAAACCAUUUUUUUAAUCAUUAUUAUAUUGUAAUUAUUUAUUUUUCUCCCAUUAAAAAAAAAAAAAAAAUCAAAAUCCUUAUUAAUUCUUAUGCCCUGUAUUGUGCUAGUGUAUUAUUCUAUUUACAUUUUAGGGUCCCCAUGGCCAUGUAUUAAUUCCCCUCUUGGGUUUUGAUAUUUACAUUUCACACCCUUGUGCUUCUUUUUUGUUGUUAAUAAUAGAAAUUUGUGUGCUUUUUUGUCA
Molecule: messenger RNA, 1800 nt
Organism: Benincasa hispida (wax gourd)
Lineage: Eukaryota; Viridiplantae; Streptophyta; Magnoliopsida; Cucurbitales; Cucurbitaceae
Product: extracellular ligand-gated ion channel protein (DUF3537)
Source: RefSeq, a predicted model, not a curated record